Molecule: messenger RNA, 1818 nt
Organism: Ahaetulla prasina
Lineage: Eukaryota; Metazoa; Chordata; Lepidosauria; Squamata; Colubridae
Gene: NAE1
Product: NEDD8 activating enzyme E1 subunit 1
Exons: 20
Coding region: 35-1651 (538 amino acids)
Biological process (GO): DNA damage response; protein ubiquitination; protein neddylation
Cellular component (GO): cytoplasm; nucleus
Molecular function (GO): NEDD8 activating enzyme activity; ubiquitin activating enzyme activity
Source: RefSeq, a predicted model, not a curated record
UGGAAGCGCGGAGGAGGCCCAGCGGAGCGGAGUCAUGGCGUCGGAGCGAACGGCGGCCCGGCUCAGCCUGAAGGAGCAGCGCUACGACCGGCAGCUGAGGUUAUGGGGUGAUCAUGGACAAGAGGCUUUAGAAUCUGCUCACGUUUGUGUAAUAACUGCAACAGCCACCGGAACAGAAAUACUUAAAAACCUAGUUCUACCAGGUAUUGGAUCUUUUACAAUCAUAGAUGGGAAUCCAGUCACUGGGGAAGAUGUUGGAAACAGCUUCUUCCUGCAAAGAAGCAAUAUUGGUCAAAAUCGAGCACAAUGUGCCACAGAACUGCUGCAAGAGUUGAAUAAUGACGUCUGUGGAAAUUUUGUGGAAGAGAACCCAGAUAAACUUCUAGACAACGAUCCUUCUUUUUUCUGUCGGUUUAACGUAGUGAUUGCAACUCAACUCCCAGAAAGUACGUUGCUCAGGCUAGCUGAUGUCCUCUGGAAUUACAACAUCCCUCUGUUAAUUUGUAGGACUUACGGACUAAUAGGCUAUAUGAGAAUUGUUAUUAAAGAACAUCCUGUUAUAGAAUCUCACCCUGAUAACGCCUUGGAUGAUUUGAGACUGGACAAUCCGUUUCCAGAGCUGAGACAACAUAUUCAGUCUUACGAUUUAGAGCAUAUGGAAAAGAAGGAACACAGCCACAUUCCAUGGAUUGUGAUUGUAUCCCAGUAUCUAGAAAAAUGGUGUAAUGAGAAUAAUGGUCAGAUACCUAAGAACUACAGAGAAAAGGAGGCCUUCCGGGAGAUGAUUAAACAAGGAAUUUUAAAGAAUGAAAAUGGAAUCCUGGAAGAUGAGGAAAACUUUGAAGAAGCCAUUAAAAAUGUAAACACCGCUGUAAUUGCUACAAAGGUACCAGGUUGUAUUGAAGACAUUUUCAGUGAUGAUCAUUGUAUCAAUCUCUCACAGCAGACUCCAUCUUUUUGGAUUCUGGCUCGAGCCGUAAAAGAAUUUGUGAGCAAAGAAGGUCAAGGAAAUUUACCCGUCAGGGGUACAAUUCCAGAUAUGAUUGCAGAUUCGAGCAAAUUUAUCAGCUUGCAAAAUAUAUACCGUGAUAAAGCCAAGAAAGAUGCCGAAGCUGUGUCUAAUUAUGCUGCAAAGCUGUUGCAGUCAGUUGGCAAAGCACCAGAAUCCAUUUCUCAAAAAGAAUUAAAAUUGCUUUGCAGUAACUCAGCAUUUCUUCGCAUAGUACGAUGUAGAUGUCUUUCUGAAGAAUAUGGACUGAAUACUUCAAACAAAGAUGAGAUCACUUCCCAUAUGGAUAAUCCAGAUAGUGAAAUGGUGCUGUACCUCAUGUUACGAGCUGUGGACAGAUUUUUUAAACACAAUGGUAGAUACCCUGGGGUUUAUAACUAUCAAGUGGAGGAUGACAUUGGAAAACUGAAAUCUUGCCUUAAUAGUUUUCUUCAGGAAUAUGGAUUGCCUGUAACAGUCAAAGAUGAUUAUGUCCAUGAAUUUUGUCGAUACGGAGCUGCCGAGCCACACACCAUAGCAGCAUUUCUAGGAGGAGCUGCUGCUCAGGAAGUUGUGAAAAUCGUUACCAGGCAAUUUGUAAUAUUUAAUAACACCUACAUUUACAAUGGGAUGUCUCAGACCUCAGCAACGUUCAAACUAUAAACCAACCCAACUAUGUUGUUGGAAUCUCUAACUGCUUUUGAUUUGCAUUCUGUUCCAUUAAAAAGAAUUGCUGAAAAGAAUGUAUAAUGCCAGUUCCUUUCUUUGUAUUAUUUUUGUCUUUCUAAUUUCUUUCAAAUUGUAAUAAAGAAUGUAUCUUGACACUGGAA